AGAGGGAAUAUACAAUUACAAACAAAGGAUGUAAACAUUUGAAAAAAUAAACGUUACUUUUUUUAAACAUUACUUUUUUUCUACAGUGUUUAGUUUUGAAAGUAUAGGUGGUAUUUCUAGUUUCUACGUUUCUGUUGUGUUAAAAAUGAGCUAUUGGAAGUGGUAUGAUAGUGAUAAUGACGAUUAUAUGUCCGAUACUAAUAAGUGGAGCUACAUGAGAAACCCAUUCACGCAACACCAAUCUACAUCAGCAGCCUUUGCUAGCAGAAAAUAUCCAUACCUAGCAGAAUACUCGACCACAAGCGAAACAUGCAGAGGAUGCUGGAAUACAAUUCCGACAGGUGCUUUACGUCUUGGUGUCUGUGUUCAAGAUUUAAAAGAUGAUAAUAAAGUCCAAUAUUGGUAUGAUUUUAAAUGCUUCUUCAGGAAGCAAAGACCAAAAAACACCGUUGAUAUUUAUAAUUUUGAGUCAUUGAAAAUAUCUGAUCAAAAUAAAAUAAAAAAAAGUGUUAAAUCAUCUACAGUUCAUAUUCUUCCGGAUACAAUUCCUACAGGAAAGAAACGAGGCGCUGGUAUAGCUAUUAAACAAAAACAAAAAGCGUUAAAAGACUUUAAAAUAGAAUAUGCAAAAUCUGGAAGAGCUAUGUGCCGUGGGUGUCUUCAUAAGAUUCUUAAAAAUGAAAUACGAAUUUCAAAGAAAAAUUAUGAUACAGAAGUUGGAAAAAAAUUUGAUGGACAGGAUAUGUGGCACCAUGUUACUUGUUUUGUUGCAUUAAGGGAAGGUUUGGGUUAUUUUGAAGCUGCUGACAAAUUACCAGGCUUUAAGGAUUUAAAACCGCAGGAUCAAGAUUUGGUUUUAAAAGAGUUGUAUGCUGUAAAUCCUGAUGAUCCAGAAAUAAAGAAAGUAAAAAUAGAAUCUACUAUUCUAAACACAUCUCAAAAUGAAUUAAAAAGGGGUGAUAAAAAACUCUACAAAGCUCAAAAUAAGAUUAUGUUUGACUAUAGAGAUAAAUUAAGUAAAUUAACACCAAAAGAUCUAAAAAGUUUACUGGAAAUUAAUAACCAGAUUGUGCCUGAAGACAAGGUAGCGAUGCUAGAUAGACUAGCAGAUGCAAUGACAUUUGGAGCACUACUCCCAUGCAAAAAGUGCAAAGGUCAACUUGUAUUUGAAAAUGGUGGUUAUAUGUGCUCAGGUAGAUUGUCAGAAUGGGCAAAGUGUGAUGCUUCAGAAAGGGAACCUGCCAGACAACAAUUUACAGUACCGCCUGCACUUUCAAAAAACAAACUAGCUGAUUAUAUUUAUGAGCCAAGAACUAGAAUAAUAUUAAGCGAAAUGCCUAGUACAAGUGCUAAAAGUGAAAUCAAUUAUUUCAAACCAAGAGUAGAUAAGGAACCUCCAGCUUUAUAUGACAUGCUUUUUGUUAUUGUGGGCAAACCUCCAAAAGGUAAAGAUGAAAUUAAAAAACAGAUAUUAUCCAUGGGUGGAAAGCUUAUUACAAAAAUUGAUGAGAAAGUGGCAGCCAUUAUUUCCACUCCACAAGAAGUGGAGAAAAUGAACAAGAGAAUGCAACAAGUAGAGAAAUAUGAUAUUCAUGUAGUUCCUGAUGAUUUUCUAGAUGAAGCUAAAAACAAUGUUGGUAAAAUAGCUGACUUAAUUAUAGAGAAAAGCAUUUGCGAGUGGGGUUCAGAUCCUACUGAUCGUUUACCAAAAAAGGAUACUGUUCAGUACAAAAGUAUUUAUAGUAAAUCAGGGCCAGCUAAGGUUACUAUUAAACUAAAAGGGGGUUCUGCUGUUGAUCCUGAAUCAAAUUUGGUAGAUUGUGCACAUGUAUACGAAGAGGGUGAUACAAAGUAUACAGUUGUGUUAGGUCUUACUGAUAUUCAGCUAGGAAAAAACAGCUACCACAAAUUGCAGUUACUUGAACAGGACUCACUUCAUUCCUAUUGGGUAUUUCAAGCUUGGGGCAGAAUUGGUACAAAUAUUGGAGAUCGUCAGACAUUGCCUUUUUCCACAUUAGACUCAGCCAAGAAUUUCUUUGUCGAGCAAUACAAAAAGAAAACCGGAAAUGAAUGGGAUAAUAGACAUAACUUUAAAAAGCAGCCGAAUAUGAUGUAUCCAAUUGAUGUCGAUUUUGCUGAAGAAGAUCUUAAAAAGUAUGAAAUUUCAGAAACGCCUUCUGUCUUGCCAACAUCUGUUCAAGAUUUACUUAGAAUGAUAUUUGACAUAAAUGCCAUGCAAAAACUGAUGCUGGAAUUUGAGUUAGACACCCAGAAGAUGCCACUGGGAAAAUUGAGUAAAGCUCAAAUGGAGAAAGCUUUCGGGGUUCUAAGUGAGCUACAAACGUUAGUCUCCGCUAAAGCAGACCGUGCCCUAUUCAUAGAUGCAUCUAAUAGAUUUUUUACGUUUAUCCCUCAUUCAUUUGGAUUGGGUACUCCUCCAGUAAUGGAUAAUGAAGAUAUUAUUAAAAAAAAAGUUGAAAUGCUGAAUAGUUUACUGGAACUUGAAAUCGCAUAUAACCUAAUGCAGACUGCAAACAAAGGUGUAGACGAUUACUAUAAAGGACUAAAUACAGAAAUUGGCAUACUUGAUAAAAACUCUAGAGAAUUCCGGAUUAUUCAAGAUUACGUGAGGUUUACACAUACAGUUACUCAUAAUCAAUACAAGUUGAUUGUUGAAGAAGUUUAUACCAUAAAAAGGCAGGGAGAGGAAGAAAGAUUUAACAAAUUCUCACAAAUGCAUAAUCACAAGCUUUUGUGGCAUGGUUCCAGAGUGACAAACUUUGCAGGUAUUUUAUCGCAAGGACUUCGAAUAGCUCCUGCGGAAGCUCCCAACAGUGGCGCAAUGUUUGGAAAAGGUAUUUACUUUGCUGAUAUGGUAUCUAAGUCAGCCAAUUACUGCUUUGCUAACAGCCUAAACCCCAUAGGAUUAGCAUUGCUCUGUGAUGUCGCAUUAGGAAACAUGUAUGAUAGGUUGGAUGCAGAUAACAUUAGAAAGCUACCUGAAGGAAUGAACAGCUGCAGAGGUUUAGGAAGAACUCAUCCCGAUCCAAAUUAUGUCCAGAAAAUAGGUAAUAUGGUGGUACCGACAGGAAAAGGUGUUACUCAGCCAGCAGCAGCUAAAUCUUCUUUGCUCUACAAUGAAUACAUUGUUUACGAUGUAGCGCAAGUGAACAUAAAAUAUUUGGUGAAAAUGCGUUUCGACUUUAAACAUCGCGUAUAUUAGUAAGACAAAACAGAUUAGAAAAAUAGAUUGAUAAAUAAAAAAUAUUACAGGU
Molecule: messenger RNA, 3275 nt
Organism: Diabrotica balteata
Lineage: Eukaryota; Metazoa; Arthropoda; Insecta; Coleoptera; Chrysomelidae
Source: the annotation of a GenBank genome assembly